GGGUUUGAAGGAAAGUGCUACUAUUUCUCCAGCACUGAAGGGACCUGGGACUUCAGCCAAAGGCAGUGCUCGUCAAAUGGUGCUUCACUAGCUUCAAUAGACACUCAACAGGAGAUGGAAUUCAUGUUGCGUUAUAAGACCGCUUCUGAUCAUUGGUUCAGCCUUCGGAGGGAGGGAGAAAGACAGGCCUGGAAAUGGACAAAUGGUUCCAUUUUCAGCAACUGGUUUAACAUUAGUGCCAAAGGCUUUUGUGCUUACUUGGGUGACCAAGGGGCCUUUUCAGCGCGAUGUGACACACUACGAAACUGGAUAUGCAGCAAAUCGCUUCUGGAUCUUCCCACCAACACGUCAUCACUGGAGAGUGGUUACCAAUUAAUGAAGAUGAACUGCUCAGUUCCAGAGAGCUAG
Heteronotia binoei (common prickly gecko) is the source of this 408-nucleotide messenger RNA. RefSeq names its product C-type lectin domain family 2 member D-like. The transcript has 3 exons. NCBI's taxonomy places the organism in Eukaryota, Metazoa, Chordata, Lepidosauria, Squamata, Gekkonidae. Bases 115 to 408 code for a protein of 97 amino acids. The record is from RefSeq and is a predicted model, not a curated record.